UAUCACCACUAGUCGCCUACUCUUUUUGUAUAAAAUUUUAUGUAAAUUUUCUGCCGGAAUAAAUACGUCUGAAAUUGUAAUAAUUGCGGAUAAGUAUUGUCUGCAUUGCUUAUACAUCGCAUAUUGGUAUUUUGAGUAAGAGGAAUAUCAAGAUUUAGGCACAGUCAUCGGUAUAUAUAGAUAAAGCUACUCACAAUGGCGUCGCACCAGUACCAUCAAAUUGCAAAUCUGCUUGAAAAGAUGACGUCCACUGACAAGGAUUUUCGCUUUAUGGCAACUAAUGAUUUAAUGACUGAAUUGCAAAAGGACAGCAUAAUCCUAGAUGAUGAGUCGGAGAAGAAAGUGGUACGAAUGGUCUUGAAAUUACUCGAGGACAAAAACGGUGAGGUGCAGAAUUUAGCCGUAAAGUGUCUCGGGCCAUUGGUCAACAAAGUAAAGGAGAAUCAAGUGGAAACUAUUGUUGACUCGCUCUGUGGGAAUAUGAUGUCGAAUACAGAACAAUUAAGAGAUAUUUCAAGUAUUGGAUUAAAAACUGUCAUUGCUGAGCUGCCACAAUCGACAAAUUCCCUGGCGCCCAAUGUGUGCCAGCGUAUAACUGGCAAACUUAGUACUGCUAUUGAGAAAGAAGAUGUUUCGGUGAAAUUAGAGUCACUUGACAUAUUGUCGGAUCUUCUUUCACGUUUUGGCGAGUUCCUAGUACCGUUUCACAGCACCAUAUUGAAAGCCUUAAUGCCACAGCUAGCAUCGCCACGUCAAGCAGUACGUAAACGUACUAUUGUCGGUUUGUCAUUCCUACUGAUUCAGGCUAAUAGCAAUGCUUACAACGGAGUUAUUGAUCAUCUAUUGGAGGGCCUUGAGAAUCCGCCGAAUCCAGGUGCCAUUCGCACUUACAUUCAAUGUUUGGCUUCAAUAUGUCGACAGGCUGGUCAUCGUCUUUGCAGUCAUAUUGAUCGCGCCAUGCACUUGCUCCGGCAAUAUAGUCAACGAGAUGACGAUGAAUUGCGUGAGUUUUGCCUUCAAGCGUGCGAGGCAUUUGUAAUGCGCUGUCCAGAAGCCAUUAAUCCACACAUUCCCAUGAUUCUUGAGCUUUGUUUGAAAUAUGUUACAUACGAUCCCAAUUACAACUAUGAGGCCGAUGAUGGUGACACUGGCAUUGCUAUGGAUACCGAAGAGGAUGAAUAUGUUGAUAGCGAGGAAUAUAGCGAUGAUGAUGAUAUGAGCUGGAAGGUUCGACGGGCUGCAGCCAAGUGUUUGGAAGUUUUAAUAGCUACUCGUCCGGAACUUAUUGAAGAUUUUUAUCGCAAUUUGAGCCCUGCGUUGAUAGCGCGUUUCAAAGAGCGCGAAGAGAAUGUCAAAUCAGAUAUUUUUCAUGCAUAUGUUGCAUUGCUAAAAAAUACUCGUCCCACCGAUGAGAUUGCCCAUGAUCCUGACUCCAUGGAACAAGUUUCUGGCCCAACGUCAUUGUUAAUCGAACAAUUGCCACAAAUUAUCAAAGCUAUUCAGCCGCUAAUGCGUGAAAAGUCAAUGAAAACUCGUCAAGAUUGCUUCCUGCUGUUGCGCGAGUUGUUAAACUCGCUACCAGGAGCCUUGGGCCCACAUUUAGAGAGCAUUGUUCCUGGCAUAAGCUAUUCGUUAAAUGACAAAAGCUCAACCAGCAACAUGAAAAUUGAAUCCUUGGGAUUUCUAUACUCCUUGCUACAGGGCCAUCAGCCACAGGUUUUCCAUUCGCAUAUACCAUUGCUAGUGCCGUUGGUUGUAACAUCGGUCUUUGAUCCAUUCUAUAAAAUUGCCACUGAAGCUUUAAUGGUACUACAGCAGUUGGUGAAAGUGAUUCGUCCUGUGGGCAAUGAUGCUGGCAAAUCAAAUGGCGAUUUUGAUGUUUCACCCUUUGUGAGCCAAGUUUAUUCAUGCACAUUGCAGAAACUAAAGGUCACCGAUGUUGAUCAGGAAGUUAAGGAGCGAGCUAUAGCAUGUAUGGGUCAAAUAAUUGCCAAUAUGGGAGACACUCUAAAAAGCGAAUUGGCUGUUUGUUUGCCCAUCUUCAUGGAACGGCUAAAGAACGAAGUGACCCGCCUGAGUAGCGUAAAAGCAUUGACAAUGAUUGCAGCCUCUCCUCUCCGGAUCGAUUUGACUCCCAUUCUGCAUGAUGUGUUGCCAACACUAGGCACUUUUUUGCGCAAGAAUCAUAGGGCUUUAAAACUUCAUUCACUGGAUCUGAUUAACAAAAUCGUUAUCAACUAUUCGUGCAGCUUUGACUCGAAUCUAUUGCAAACAGCUAUUGUUGAGAUACCGCCACUUAUAUCAGAUUCUGACCUGCAUGUAGCACAGUAUUCACUUACUUUGCUCAGUACAACAGCACGAAUGCAGCCACAGGCUUUAGUUGGAAUUCAUGAACAAUUUUUGCCAUCUGUUCUCCUUUUGGUCAGAUCUCCUUUAUUGCAGGGUUCUGCUUUAAAUUGCACUUUGGAGCUAUUCCAAGCCCUGGUGCAGACACAGCUUUCUGGCUUGGAUUAUCAAUCCCUUGUGUCCAAAUUAAUGGAGCCAGUUCUAAUUGGCAGUGAUGCAUCGUCAACACGACCAACGGAACCAAUACAGUUGCAUAAGCAAGCCUAUCACUCAUCGGCCAAGUGCAUUGCGGCUCUUACCCAACAAUGUCCUCAGGUGGCCACGCCAUUGGCUACCAAACUGAUAACCGAUCUACAAAAACGCAACGAUACACAAGUUAUAUUUUGUCUUCUCACAAUUGGUGAAAUAGGACGACACUUUGAUCUGAGCUCUAUACAAGUUUUGCCGCAAACCAUAAUUGAAUGCUUUGGUGCCACUUCCGAAGAUGUGAAGGCAGCUGCUUCUCAUGCUCUGGGUGCCGUAUCUGUUGGUAGCCUACAAACUUAUUUGCCACUGAUUUUGAAAGAAAUUGAAGCACAGCCAAAACGGCAGUAUCUGUUGCUACAUUCGUUAAAGGAAGUCAUUUCAUCCUUAUCGACAACUCCGGCUGGAUUGGCACAGUUAUUGCCGUCGGUGCCAUCGAUAUGGACACAACUUUUCAAGCAUUGUGAGUGCUCAGAAGAGGGCUCGCGUAACGUUGUUGCCGAAUGCCUUGGCAAGCUGGUACUUGUAAAUCCUGAAGAGCUAUUGCCCCAGCUACAGCAAGCUCUGCGCUCUGAGAGCGCCACCAUGCGCACAGUCGUUGUAUCAUCGGUGAAAUUUACAAUUUCGGAUCAACCGCAACCAAUUGAUGUGCUUCUGAAGCAAAACAUUGGUGAAUUCCUGUUUGCCCUGCGUGAUCCGGAUCCACCUGUACGACGUGUUGCUCUCGUAGCUUUCAAUUCGGCUGUGCACAAUAAGCCAAGCUUAGUGCGCGAUUUGCUACCGACUUUAUUGCCAUGGUUAUACUCCGAAACGAAGGUAAAGAGCGAACUUAUACGUGAAGUGGAGAUGGGACCCUUUAAACACACUGUGGACGAUGGUCUCGACAUACGCAAAGCGGCUUUUGAAUGCAUGUAUACCCUGCUUGAGCAAGGUUUAGAUCGUGUCGAUGUUAUGCAGUUCCUGGAUCAUGUUCAAGCUGGUCUCUGCGAUCACUAUGACAUUAAGAUGUUGACGUAUCUAAUGACAGCACGUUUGGCAGUCCUAUGUCCCGAUAAAGUUUUACUAAGACUGGAUCAAUUCGUUCAACAAUUGCGCGAUACAUGCACACACAAAGUGAAGGCAAAUUCUGUGAAACAAGAAUAUGAAAAACAAGACGAAUUGAAACGUUCUGCCCUGCGAGCUGUUUCUGCCCUUUCGAAAAUACCAAAAGCUAAUAAAAAUCAACAGCUGAUCGAUUUUCUCAAGUCAAUAAAGGAAACUCCAGAAUUGUUUAAGAUCUAUGAUUAUGUGCAAAAGGAUUCGAUCACUGGUAGCUCAGAUAUCAUUGCCAUGGACCAGAGCUAAAACAGCAAAAAUCAGAAUUCGUUUUAAUUUAAUAAAACUUAAAAUUUGCUUUGAAUAAUGUAUUAAGAAAAUAUUUGCAUGUAUCUUCUUUCCGAUAAUCUUUACGUUUUUCAAAUAAGCAAUAAAUGAAGUCUCUUCAUUUGAUUAAAAUGCA
This is a messenger RNA of Drosophila willistoni, 4087 nucleotides long. RefSeq names its product cullin-associated NEDD8-dissociated protein 1 (gene Cand1). Gene Ontology annotation, biological process: protein ubiquitination; SCF complex assembly. Gene Ontology annotation, cellular component: nucleus. The transcript is spliced from 8 exons. Lineage: Eukaryota; Metazoa; Arthropoda; Insecta; Diptera; Drosophilidae. The record is from RefSeq and is a predicted model, not a curated record. The coding region runs from base 196 to 3933 and encodes 1245 amino acids.